AUGCAACUGCAGGAUAUGAGUGAGUUGCUUAACUGUGUGAACACCAUAUUGAAGUCGACUGCACCCCAAUCAGAGGAGACCAUGAUGAAGCUGGUGAUUAUUGCUGUGAUCCUCCUCCUGACUGUGUCUGGGGUCUCUACUUCCUGUGGCCGAGCUGAGUACCUUGUAGGACAGGAGUGCUGCCCCAUGUGUGGCCCGGGUUACUAUGUACGGAGACACUGCACAGAGUUCACCAGCACAACAUGUGUUCCAUGUCCAUCAUUGUCCUUCACUGAUGCACCCAAUGGGCUUGUGUCGUGCAGAUCCUGCGCAGUUUGUGACCAAACUGCAGGUCUAAGAGUGAAGAGGGUGUGCAGCUCCACCUCAGACACACUCUGUCAGCCUCUGGAAAGUCACUACUGCACUGACCCAAUCAAAGAUGGCUGCAGAGGAGCUGUGGAACACACACCGUGCUCACCAGGGCGGUACAUCAAACAACCAGGCACAUCCUCUUCAGAUACUGUGUGUGCUGAAUGUGUAGGUGACUCAUACUCAAAUGGAUCAUUCACAUCCUGCAGACCACACACACAGUGUGAGUUGCUGGGACUUGUUGUUAUAAAAAAGGGAUCAACAUCUUCUGACACUGAAUGUGCUGAAAGAAAAAGCACUGUUGGCAUCGUGGUUGGUGUCCUAGUUGCUGUUAUAGUCCUCAUAUGUGGGGUUCUGGUUGGCCUCUUCAUAUCACAAAGGAAGAAGAGACACAAAUCAUUAACUCAAACAG
This is a messenger RNA of Alosa alosa (allis shad), 760 nucleotides long. Its product is annotated as tumor necrosis factor receptor superfamily member 14-like. Gene Ontology annotation, cellular component: external side of plasma membrane. Gene Ontology annotation, biological process: positive regulation of T cell migration; positive regulation of cytokine production involved in immune response; defense response to Gram-positive bacterium. The annotation marks the transcript as partial. Gene Ontology annotation, molecular function: protein binding. The transcript has 5 exons. Lineage: Eukaryota; Metazoa; Chordata; Actinopteri; Clupeiformes; Clupeidae. The record is from RefSeq and is a predicted model, not a curated record.